CUAAAUGUUACAACUUGAAAGAUUUGCGUCGACCGCUUAGUUUCGCCAUUUUGGCCGUCGUUCACCUUCACUUUGGAAAUCGGGCCAAAUUUAAAGAACAUGGCAACUCCGAUUUCAAGAGCCAUAUGCAAUUCUGUAAAAACGAGAUUUGGCGUGCGGAAUUAUGGUGCUGUGAGCCCGGCUGUUAAUACAGCAAACAGGGCAAAAGUUGCUGAAACCACUGCCAAAGACUGGAAGAUCAUUCAGAACUUGGAUGACUCCCAACUUACACGAGUUGUUGUCGCUGUGAGAGCUGGAUCAAGACACGAGAGUCGAACAAACAGGGGGAUCACACACUUCCUCAGACAUGCCAUUCAGAUUGGAAAUGCCAACACAUUUGCCCUCAACCUCUACAAUACACUGGAGGUGGUUGGAAGCACAUUCUCUACAAACACAGGGAAAGAGACAGCAUAUCUAUGUUACAGUGGAUCUAAUCAGUAUGGGAUGGAAGCUGUUGAGGCAGUAUUACGGAACGUUUUCCGCGCUGGGUUCUCCGAUUUAGACUGGGCCGCAUUCGCAGGUUGUCAGAAUAAAAUGCUACAUGAUUUGCAAAUUCUUAGCAACCAGCCUAAUGUCAAAUUGAUGGAGAACUUGCACUCAGCAGCUUACAGAGACACCCUGGGAAAUCCUCUGUAUGCCUCUAGAAACUUCAUCGGCUCAUUCACCAAGGAACAGACCAGUGAGUUUAUUCAGAAUCACUACAGUAACAACCGGGUUGCCAUAGUAACAUCGGGUGUGGAUGAGGAACUGUACCAGUCACUGACAGGAUGUCUGGACGGGUUCCCACAUUACGCGUACAAUAGGAAGGGAGCAAAAUCCAACGAUGAGAAGGCGCGUUAUACUGGAGGAGAAGCCAGGGAGGAAAAGCCAGACCUAGAUGCAACAUAUGUCGCCGUGGCAACUGAAGGACCCAAACUGGGCAGCCAGGAGGCUCUUGCAGCCGGUGUUCUGCAGGCAGUGUUGGGACAGGGUCGACGUAUCAAAUACAGCCUCAACCCAGAAGGGCCUCGACUGAAUACAGCUGUCUCCAAGGCACUCGGGGACACAGUGUUUGAUACAAAUGCAUUGAACAUCAACUACUCAGAUUCAGGACUGUUUGGCUUCGUUGUAGCUGCACCCAGUGACUCAAUCAACACAGCCCUUAGUGCAACCACUGAGGCGUUUGCCAAUGUUAUGAAAAAUGGCAUCACAGAUGCGGAACUGCAGGCCGGAAAGACAAAGCUAGCAACUGCCGUAUCUAUGACCCUGGAGAGCAAGGAAGCCCGUAUGUUUAGCCAAGCAGAACAGUCCCUGGCAGGGCUCCCGAUUUCUACCCCAGACCAGAUCAUCUCUCAGAUCAACAAACUUACGGCAGCUGACGUCAACAAGGUAGCAAAGCAGCUCUCCGCAGGAAAGUUCACGAUGUCAUCAAUCGGAAAUUUGGCAGGCGUACCUUACCUUGACGAACUGAAGGAUUUAAACUGACAAACAAUUCUAGAACUAGAUCUAUAGACAAUUCAUUUCAUUGUGUAGCAAGCUGUGAUUGAAGUAUGAUAACAAAAUAUUUUUUGGACAUUUACGGCAAAGUUUAAAGAUUUGGAUAAAAGUUUGGAUCCUAUUUGGCCGUUGAAAAGUGUGCUUUGUUCUUUUUCUGUAAAGGUAUUAAAUUCCAGGUAAACAUUUGUGCUAAUUGUAGUAUGACAGUGUUUGUUUAAAAUUGUGAAUUAUUGCAUUCAUUUGAAUGCGAUGCAUCUUUUAUGAAAUAAAUAAUUUAUUGUUAAAA
Molecule: messenger RNA, 1801 nt
Organism: Mya arenaria
Lineage: Eukaryota; Metazoa; Mollusca; Bivalvia; Myida; Myidae
Product: cytochrome b-c1 complex subunit 2, mitochondrial-like
Exons: 14
Coding region: 100-1503 (467 amino acids)
Cellular component (GO): mitochondrion
Molecular function (GO): metal ion binding
Source: RefSeq, a predicted model, not a curated record